GUCAAUCUUCAGCGCACCCAGGACACCGCUGUUGUACAUGGCCUCCCAAAUACUGUCAACAAUUACAGCUGUACGAGCUACAUUUAAGCCGGAUUGGAAGCCGAGAAAGGGCUUGUGUUUCUGAUGUCCAAGUACAAACUGUUUCUGCUGAGGCAUGGGGAGGGGAACUGGAACAAGGAGAACCGUUUCUGUAGCUGGGUUGACCAGAAGCUGAGCGAGGAUGGGGUAAAGGAGGCCCAGGACUGUGGAAGACUCCUGAAGGAGCAGGGCUACAAGUUUGAUUUAGUAUUCACCUCCAUACUCAGCCGUUCCAUCCAGACAGCAUGGCUGGUUCUGGAGGCCAUGGGUCAGGAGUGGGUCCCUGUUGUGAAGUCUUGGAGACUGAACGAGCGCCAUUAUGGUUCUCUGAUUGGCCUGAACCGGGCGGAGAUGGCUCUACAGCAUGGAGAGGAAAAGGUAAAGCGGUGGAGACGGAGUUAUGACAUCACGCCACCUCCAAUUGAUGAAUCCCACCCUUACUUCCUGGAAAUCUACAAUGACCGUAGAUACAGCACAUGUGACGUAGCCAAGGAGAACCUACCCCGGGCAGAGAGCCUGAAGGAGGUGCUGGACCGGCUGCUUCCAUACUGGGGCAGCACUGUGGUGCCAGAGAUAAGGAAAGGCAGGACUGUGCUCAUUUCUGCGCAUGGAAACAGCUGCAGGGCUCUGCUGAAACACCUGGAAGGUAUAUCAGAUGCGGAUAUCGCCAGUGUGACUUUACCUACAGGGAUACCUGUUCUGCUUGAACUGGAUGAAAACCUGAAACCUGUGAAACCUCGGCAGCUCUUGGGAGACCAGGCAAAGAUUCAGGCGGCAAUUAAAAAGGUGGAGGACCAGGGAAAAGCCAAACCAUCAACCUGAAUGCACUUAACUGCCUGUAAGACUUCAAAUAGCUCGACUUCCUUGUGCACACUUUUAUUAGGUACGGUAACACCUCUUAAAGACCCAGAAAUAACAAAUUUAAUAACACCAGAUAGGAACAACAAGUUGUUGCUUCUACGUAAAGGAUGUUUUGUAAAGAAAGUCUUACAGUGUAGUUGCUGUAGGUGUAAUAUUGGUCUGGCCUGGAUACAGAGCUUGUGUGUCACUGGUCAGACUGGUGUGACAGGGGCAGGAGAAAGUUCAGAGAUGUACUGUAAAUGUUUAUGCACUGUGUUGAGCUGUGUUAUGUGUAAGCACUGAGGAGGAGUUUGGUUGUGGCUGAUUUGUAUGCUAACUGUCCCAACUUAUGCCUGUACUGUGACCCUAACGUGGUUAUUUAUUUAUUUACUAGUUAACUACCUUGCUUAUCAAAAGUAUUGUGGUGGAACUGAACUAUCUUAAUAUUUGAAGCUCUUCUGUUACAGUGAAAAGCUUUAGGAGUAUUACCUUGCGUGUGUGCCUUCGGUAUGAACAUGGUGUUUAUCUUUUCUUUUUUUUUUUAAAUCAUUUUAUUUUCAGUAGAGCUUCAAAAGCUCUUUAGGGUGUUAAUAUUAGAGUGAAAACACUCUGUUCAGAAAUCUUACCUCAUAGACAUUGAUAACCAGGCUGUUCAUUCCAAGAGCAAGAAAAUGUGAGCCACUAAAGUGCUGUAAUUUUGAGAUACCCUCUGCUUUCCCAAGCAUUUGUUACUUUGGCCUGUUCAAUAUGAGUGAGUUGGAUUGCUGGAGUUUUUUUUUUUUUUUAUUAGUUUUUUUUAAAGGUUUACAUAGCAAAAUAACUUUUACUUGCAAACACCCAUGGCUCUCUGGUAUGAUAGCUGCUUUGUGUUUGACACACAGAAUAUUACGAGUAUAUAUUUUAUAUGACUUCCCCUUUAAAUGAAAUUGAACUACUGUGAAUGGUAAAUGCCAUGGCUUUUGUAUGCGCUUUAAAAGUUCAGUCUGAAAAAAAAAAAACAAGCGAUGUUUUGGUUUUUAUUUCCAAUUCUCAAAUUUUAUCAGACGUGCAAUUUGUAUUGCUUCUGUAAUGUUUAUCGCAAGCUGGAAAUGUUACGACUCACACUUGAGCUGGCAAAUUUAGCCUCAUACAAGCACUGUGUUAAGAUUCUACUGUGUGUGGCAAGAGCUACUUCACUGUGUUGUAUGGUAUAACGUGUCUCAUGUUGGUGUCCUGAUUACCUUGUCCUUUUUGUUGUGUUUCUCUGCCGCUGUUAUUUUGUUCACUAUUCUGUUAGGUCAACUGGAAAACAGGCAAAAACAUGCAUUUGUAAAUACUAAAGAGUCAUAACUGAUAUAUUUAAUGUCUUCCCUGCUGUUCACACUUCACAAUCCAAGCGUCUCCAUGAUUAAAUAAAAGGGACAAAUCUUUCA
Molecule: messenger RNA, 2330 nt
Organism: Labrus bergylta (ballan wrasse)
Lineage: Eukaryota; Metazoa; Chordata; Actinopteri; Labriformes; Labridae
Gene: bpgm
Product: 2,3-bisphosphoglycerate mutase
Biological process (GO): glycolytic process
Molecular function (GO): intramolecular phosphotransferase activity
Source: RefSeq, a predicted model, not a curated record